Messenger RNA from Prorocentrum cordatum, 6459 nucleotides. Lineage: Eukaryota; Dinophyceae; Prorocentrales; Prorocentraceae. The record is from the annotation of a GenBank genome assembly.
GUCCGAGGCGGAGCAGUCCCCACGGACCCCAUGGAUAAGUUCUGCGCGGCAUUGCAGGAGCUCAUGACCACCUUCGCAGGCACCAGGAACAGUUCCGGUGGCCCUCAGAACGGGGACGGCUGGACCAACCGCCCUGCUCGGAACCGCGACCGGACCCAGACCAGGCGGCAGGAGGCUAAAUCCAACAAGUUCGACGCCUUCCUCGACCGCAUGGGGAAACUCUUGGUGGACGCCAAAGCAGGCCAGUGGUCCCUCGAGAAGCUCUUCGGGGGGAUCGCUGACGCGAUGAAGGCAGCGGGCCACAGCUCCGAUGCCAACAACCAUGCUGGCCAGGGCCCCCCGGCUGGCAACCGUGGUGCUCCGCCCGCUCCGGGCCGGGGCCCAGGCAGAGGCGGCCCCGCAGCAGCCGACCCAGAACUGCCGAGGCUCGCGCGGAACGUGUGGAAGAAGGGUGCGGUCAUGACCUUCCAGGCCUUCUCCGCGGCGAUUGAGAAGGAGGGCCACGAGACGGCGCUCGCAGACCUCGAGGCUAUCGUUGCCAAGCCUUGUCAGGUCCAUCUGGCACGGGACUUGGCGAGCUCGCGCAAGUACACCGCCACAGUGGGCAUUGUGUGCAAGGCUGACGAGAAGCCGGGCGAACACGGGGACGCAGCUAAGAAGUGGCUGAAGACCGAGGACAAGUCGGGGCGUGAAGGGGUAGAAGGCCUUUGGGUCAUUCCUCUCAUCACUGCGCUCGGUCUGCCCCAGAGCCUCGGCGGCCUCGCUGCCAAGAGGGCUACAGGAACAGUCGCGGAGCGCGAGGGGGCUGGAGCCACCACCACGGUCCGAAUCACCAUGGUCCACCGCUUCGUGCUGCCGGAGGUGUGGCGGGCAAGCAUGGUGAGCUCCCUCCACUCCUUGUGGGACACUUCGGCGAUCACGAGGACGUACGGCUACCGCCUGCUGGAGAGCCCAGACGGCAGCGACAAGUGCCGGACAUGCUUCGCCACCGUGCAGAGCGGCAAAGUCGGCGCGCUGCUCAGCCAGAGCGGCCGUUCAGGAAUAUUCUGCGAGGAGCUGGUCUGCCACAAGUGCAGGAGCCUCGUGGAGUGGCAGACCCUCGAGGACGCCGAGGAGCCCCGCGACUACCUGGAGAGAGUUCUCCGGCAGCAGCGUUCCACGACAGGGACGGCGCUUGGUUUGGCCUACCGCCGUGGCGGCAAGGCACAGCUCGGGUGGCGCCAACCUUCAGGUACGGCACAGACUUUCCCUGCGCGCCCACUCCCGUGGGAAGUCCACUCGACGCCGUUGGACUGGUCAUCCGAUGACGUGAAGACCUUCCUGACCGAGAACGGAUGGAAGGAAGUCUCCCUCGAGAAACCCCGCUGGGGGAGACGGGGGUGGGUGUUCCGCAUGGUACCGCCAGAGGGUGCGCAGCUCCAGAACGUCCUCCAGCUCAAGAACGGGGAGCACGUCCGAGUGUGCCGAGAGGUACGGCGACAACCAGGCAUGGAGGCUAAACCACUGUCUGCCCGCCCAGGGGCCGUCAGACAGGACCUCGUGAAGCUCGGCAAGGACGCGGACGACAGGCGUGCGCGUGCAGAACCCUGGAAAGGUGGCUCCGGCGAGGCGGCAGCACCGGCCGAGGAGGGAGUCAGCGGCGAAGGCAGCAAAAUGGACACCGACGCGGGACAGGAGGAGGCUCCUAAAACCGAGUCCAAAGCCAGGGCCCCCACGGGCGGCCCAGGCAGCAAGAAGGCCAAGGGGGAGAGCGUGCCGCAGCGUGCGCUGGACCACAACACGUGGGACCUCGGAGGCACCGGGGACUGCUUCUACCGCGCGGUGGGCGCAGCCACGGCGAUCAACGAGAAGGGCACUAGCGGCAAGGAGCGGACCCGCGAGGACGUCCAGCGGAACAUCGUGGGGCUGGCGGCGAAGCUGCGGGCCGAAUCCGUCGGCCUGAUCAGGAAGCACCGGCUCUGGGAGGCCGCCUGGGUGCAGGACCCCUCGACCAACCAGACUCUGGAAGACGGCCCAGUACCUACCAGCUGGGAGACUUGGGUCACGGCCUGCGCGAGGCAGAACCGCUGGGUGGAUGAGUACGCCGCUGCGGCGCUCGCCCUCCGCCUCGAACGCACCAUCGUCGCCUUCUACUGGCACGGUGGCAAAUGGGUGAAAGGCUGGACUUUCAACCCGCCUGCAGACACGAACGACCCCGUCCUGGAAAGGCGCAGGAGGAAGGCUCUCUCGCGCCCGCCGGUGCCGGUCUGCCUCAGGGGCCAGCACUACUUCACCCUCCACCUCAACCAGGGCGAGAAGGACUGGCCGAAGGAAUGGGCCGAGCCGCCGGAGGAGGAGGUUCCUUCGAGCCAGCUCCGCGCCGGUGCAGCCGACGGGCACAGCGACCUGGACGACUGGCAAGGCUCGCUCGCCCCGCCCGGCGCCUUCGCUGGGGAGCUGGUGCAGGAGCGGCGCAGGCACCGCGACCAGCGGCAGCGCGCGGACGAGGCGCGGAGUGCUCCCACGACCCAGCCACCAGCAGACAGCCUCAACCCGCGCGGUUCGACGGCGACCGAUGUGGCGCGCGUGGGCGAUGUGGACAGCGACGAGGAAGCCGUCGCGUGGCCCGCUUCCAAAAAGUACGGAGCACGCCAGGCACGACAGCAGUGCCUGGCACGGGGCAGCACGACCUCGUGGUCAUGCCCGCUGUGUGCAGCACAAGGGGUACAUUGGUCCUGCGAUGCCCAACUCAGGGCCGGAGGUGCACCCAAGAACCCGAUCGGUGGCGUCCAGAGGCUGCUGUACAAGCGGCGUCAGGCACACCUGAAUAAGUGCCACCCUGGUGUGGACAAGGCACCGCUCUCGCCCAAGCCCGCGACCGAGGCGGUGGAGCCGAAGACGGCGGAAGAGUGGAGGGCGCUCCUGCAGCUGCCUGUGGGGCCCAUCCCCGAGGCUUACGCCGCCACCAAGUGCAGGUACUGCGAGAAGACUUGGCCCGCGCACGUGCAGGGCCACCAGCUCACCAAGUCCGUGCGGGCCCAUCAUGUGAAGGAACGCGCGGGGCAGAGGCAGCAACGUGCCCAGACCGUGAGGGCCAGCAAGGCGGAACAGCGUGCACGCAGAGAGGCAGGCCUGGAGCCGCUCCCUCAGAACGUGUUCCAGCAGAGGACGCAGAAGCGGCUAUACUGGAGGGGCCCGGCAGCCGUCGCGGCCUACCGGAAGACGCUCAAGGACCGCCGCCGGGCUGCUGCUGCCAUAGGCGCGACGCCCAGGAAGAUUCUCAAGCGCCCGGCGGCGCAGGACAUCGACGUGGUGUGCCUCCAGGAGGUCGGGCUCACCGCCAAGGAGUUCACUUCGUUCCACAACCGCUUCUGGUCCCGGGGCUACCAGUCCUACCACGCUGCGGGGUACGAGCGCUGUGACGACCGGCAGGGCGGCGGGCUCGUCGCGCUGAUCCGCAGGAAGAGAGCAUGUCGUUAUCUCUGGCGCCUGACCGGGGAGGACGCCCAGAUGCUCGUGGUGCAGGCCGCUGAUCUGGUGAUCUUCAAUGUGUACCGGCAGCCGAGCAAACAGGGAGCACUCCACACCAUCAUGGACUCUUUCAUUGACAGCCUCCAGACCGACAGGAUCCAGAGGGCACUUGUAAUCGGCGACUGGAACGCCCUGCCGGCGGAGGUGCCUGCGGCCUCGCCCUGGUGCACUUUCGAGAAAGCCACAGCGAACGGCAGCGACAUCCCUACCAGGAAGGGGGGCACCAGAUGCAUCGACUUCGGGAUCUCUUUCGGCGUAAAUGGCCACAACCAUCACAUCGUCCCCUUUGAGGCCUCGGACCAUUUCGUGGUUUCCAUGCAGUUCGAGACGAGGGAUGAGCUCGUGGACGAAACGCGGCUCCAGCAGCACCGCGACCUGGCAAGGCCGGCCUCGGUCCCCAUGGAGACUUGGAUGGACGUCUGCCGGGCCCUGUGGGAGGGGCGCGGCGGCGCCCCCGCAGCGGACGAGGAACACGACCUCCGCAGGCGCUGCCCGCACGAGUCGGGGUCCCCCCAGGCGCAGCAGUGGGUGGACAAGCUCUGGGGCGACUUUCAGGCCGCGGUAGAAUACACGCUGCUCGAGGCCGCCGAGAGACUGCUGGAGGACGGCACGGCGCCUGACGACAGCACCGAGGGCGCCGCCCCCUGGGUUGCCGCAGACCCCUGGGGGCAGGAGAUCCAGCGCGUCUGGCAGGGGCCCAAGAAGGCCACCACUGCAAGGGCCACCCCGGCCAAGGGAGAGCUCCCCGAGGGACAGACAGGCAUGGCCACCCGGCGCGCGCGCUGCAGCCAGGCGAUGGUGGCCAGCAGCUACAAGGCGCGGCGGUGCAGCACCACGCUCGGCAGGUUGCGCCGGCUGCUGUGGCUGGAACAGCAUGGGCACGGCAACGGGAGCGAGAGCCACGCUCUCCGGGUCAAGCUCGACAGGGCCACCGACAGCCGCGAGUACACUGGCGGCUACGAGAGCUCCCUGCUCACCAGGACGGCGCUCCUAGAGACGCGGGUCCAGGAGUACGAAGGCGCGCUCGAGGCCAUCGAGAAGAGCGACCGGAACGACAGAAUCCGGGUUUGGAGGGCACGGCUCACGGGUAGCAGCAAGGCGGCCCACGCCUCUCUGCAGCCGAGACAUCCGAAGGGGCUGGCUGUUCUCCAGAACAACGUGCAGUCGCGCACCACCAAGGAGGCUCUCGACUUCCUGGUCCGGCGAUGGAGAAAAGUGUGGGACCGCCCGACUCCACCAGCCGACCGGUGGCGCCCCAGGCUACGACGGUGGUUACCGCACCGCACCCCUCGCAGGUGGUACCCGCUGGACGAGCAGGAACUCAAUGCAGCCAUGCGUGCGCAGGCCGGCACCAGCGUUGGCCCAGACGGCUGGCGAGGGAAGGAGGUGGCUUCCGCUCUGUUCACUGCAGCGACGUUCGCUCACCUCACGGCGGAGUUCGAGGCCAUGGCCUGCCUGCCAACGCAGUGGGCGGACAUGAGGCAAACGCACCUGCCCAAGGAAUUCCCGAGCGAGGAGACUCCGGAGGCGCUGCCCGACGACAAGUUCCGCCCGAUCAGCGUUUCGAGCGCCUGGCACAGAACGUGGGCUACCGCGCGGUUCAAAUCCGAAUGUUGUUCCGCUUGGCUCAGCGACUGGUGGGACAACGACAUGGUGGGCGCACGCCGCCACAGGGAGGCAGCCGAGGCGGUGGUGAUGGCAGCAACCAACACCAACUGCAACGAGUACUGCACGAGCUGGGACUACAGCCUGGCCUUCGACAUGUGCCACCCGGACGUGGCGGCAGAGGCAUUCGACGUGGUCGGCAUGCCGGGCAACUUGGUACACCUCCUGCGCACGCACUGGACCCGACAACGGCGUUUCAUGUGCUACGGUGGUUGCGUGCACGAGCAGCCGCAGACCGUGUCCACCAGCCUGCCGCAGGGAGACCCGUUCAGCCCCGUGGCAAUGGGGUGCGUCCUCAUGGCGCCGCUGAAAGAAGUGAAGCACGAGUGCAGGGACGUAUCCACGCAGCUCUACGUGGACGACAGGACGUGGCAGUCCCGCAGCAUCCCCUCAAUGCUCAGAGCGGGUGCCAUCUGGAACAGCUGGAGCGCGGACCUCGGACUGGCAGAGAACGACGCCAAGCAGCAGUGGUUCCACACCGCCGGCAGGGGGCGCAAGGCGCUGGCCGCGGCGGGGGUGCCAACGGAGACCAUCAGCGACACGGCCUGCAUCCUCGGCAUGAAAGUCACCGGAGGCGCAGCCCGGAUCGAACAGACACGUGCCGUCCAGCGGCUCCCGCAUUCCCUGGCCGGGAAGCUCGCCGUGGCCACGGCCGGGCCGAUCAGCGUGGCCGAGUAUGGCUGGCUGGAGAACCCGCCGGCCAAGAGGGACACGCAGGCAUUCCAGUCCCUGGUCUGGUCCGCACUCGAGGCGCCGCACCAGGCGAACCCGGCGCUCCGCUGCCUCCUCCUCGGCCACAGGGUCGAUGUCAGGUACAGAAUACAGCAAGCGGCCAUCACCUCGUUGGCGCGCGUGCAGCGCAAGGGCAGAGACCCGCACGCCGACUUCACGAUGCGCCUCACCUGGGACUGCACGAAGCGCGGCCUGGCAAAGAACCUCCACCGGCACCUAGCGUGGACCGGAUGGGAGCACGACCCUGCCCUGCCCUGGACCUGGCGCCACGCCGGCACAGAGGACAGGUUCAGCUUGGACAGGCGGCAGCUGGACUGGAAGAGCCCAGGCCGCCUCGCGCACAGCCUCCGGGAGGCGUGGCGCUACACUCGGUACGCAGAAUGGCAGCGGGCGGGUCGACGCGACAGCACUCUCUGCCAGGGCAUAGGCUACGACCCGAAGCGGUACAAGGCCGUCUUCGAGCACAUGAAGACCCGGCCGGGCCCCCACCUCAGAGUGAUGGGAGGGGCCAUCGUGUCGCCGGCGCACCUCCAUGCCAGCGCCCCAGCGCAG